Molecule: messenger RNA, 2247 nt
Organism: Penaeus indicus
Lineage: Eukaryota; Metazoa; Arthropoda; Malacostraca; Decapoda; Penaeidae
Product: protein PF3D7_1417600-like
Exons: 8
Coding region: 1-2247 (748 amino acids)
Source: RefSeq, a predicted model, not a curated record
AUGGCCUCUGAUGUUAAAUAUAGAAUUGAAAUACAGUUGGAGAACACGGCUGUUCACAGACCAGGGAAAUCGGAAAUUGAGGAUUACAUUCAGUACAUGAACCAGUUCUCCCGAAAUGGCAUCAAGGACGAAAACCGCACAGAAUCCGCACGUGAUUUCAACCGUAAUGCCGGGCCACUUCACUCUCAGGUCGACGCCACGAUGGCCCGCAGCUUAGAGUCCAAGCAGGAGGAGGAUGACGGAGGACCUACGCGCCCUCGGGAGGAAGAGACACUCGAGGGUGGGCCUCGGGAACAGCAGGAGGCCAUUCUCGACGGGGAGACUAGCCAGGCGAAUAUUUGUAUCGUAGAGACACAAGUAGAAUCAAAAUCCCUCAAAAUCUCUACCUCCCUUUCGUCCACACAGCCGACGACUUCGCCUCAAGAAUCUACGACAAGUGAGGGACUUCAACCACACACUACAUUCACUACAGACCCCACAACCAGCACCGAUUCUCCUCUGGAUGAAACAACCAUUCCAUCGGCGGCGACAGAUGAUGAGGAAAGCGUCAACGAGGGAAGCGUUAAUGAGGAAAGCGUCGACGAGGAAAGCGUCAACGAGGGAAGCGUCACCGAGGAAAGCGUCAACGAGGAAAGCGUCAACGAGGAAAGCGUCAACGAGGAAAGCGUCAACGAGGAAAGCGUCAACGAGGGAAGCGUCAACGAGGAAAGCGUCAAUGAGGAAAGCGUCAACGAGGAAAGCGUCAAUGAGGAAAGCGUCAACGAGGAAAGCGUCAACGAGGAAAGCGUCAACGAGGAAAGCGUCGACGAGGAAAGCGUCAACGAGGAAAGCGUCACCGAGGAAAGCGUCAACGAGGGAAGCGUCAAUGAGGAAAGCGUCAACGAGGGAAGCGUCAAUGAGGAAAGCGUCAAUGAGGAAAGCGUCAAUGAGGAAAGCGUCAAUGAGGAAAGCGUCAACGAGGAAAGCGUCAACGAGGAAAGCGUCAACGAGGAAAGCGUCACCGAGGAAAGCGUCAACGAGGGAAGCGUCAACGAGGAAAGCGUCAACGAGGAAAGCGUCAACGAGGAAAGCGUCAACGAGGAAAGCGUCAAUGAGGAAAGCGUCAACGAGGGAAGCGUCAACGAGGAAAGCGUCAAUGAGGGAAGCGUCAACGAGGAAAGCGUCAACGAGGAAAGCGUCAACGAGGAAAGCGUCAACGAGGGAAGCGUCAACGAGGAAAGCGUCAAUGAGGAAAGCGUCAACGAGGAAAGCGUCAACGAGGAAAGCGUCAAUGAGGAAAGCGUCAACGAGGGAAAGCCGUCAACGAGGGAAAGCGUCAACGAGGAAAGCGUCAACGAGGGAAGCGUCAACGAGGAAAGCGUCAACGAGGAAAGCGUCAACGAGGGAAGCGUCAACGAGGAAAGCGUCAACGAGGGAAGCGUCAACGAGGAAAGCGUCAACGAGGGAAGCGUCAACGAGGAAAGCGUCAACGAGGAAAGCGUCAACGAGGAAAGCGUCAACGAGGGAAGCGUCAACGAGGAAAGCGUCAACGAGGAAAGCGUCAACGAGGGAAGCGUCAACGAGGAAAGCGUCAACGAGGAAAGCGUCAACGAGGAAAGCGUCAACGAGGAAAGCGUCAACGAGGAAAGCGUCAACGAGGAAAGCGUCAACGAGGAAAGCGUCAAUGAGGGAAGCGUCAACGAGGAAAGCGUCAAUGAGGGAAGCGUCAACGAGGAAAGCGUCAACGAGGAAAGCGUCAACGAGGAAAGCGUCAAUGAGGGAAGCGUUAAUGAGGAAAGCGUCAACGAGGGAAGCGUCAAUGAGGGAAGCGUCAACGAGGGAAGCGUCAACGAGGGAAGCGUCAAUGAGGACUCCGUAUUUACUGAUCCGACCAUUGAUGAAGAAUCAGACAGUACCACAAUCUCAUCUGAGCCAUCAACUACCGAAGACAUUACUCAAGUAACUACAGAUACCAGUCAGGUUACCUUCGAUUACCAGAAUGAAGAAAUAGAAGAACAGCCAGAGGAAACUACAACUCCGGUUAUUGCUGAUUUCUUCGAAUCACAAUCUCCUGAAGGAUUACCCUCAGGAACUACAGACCUCAACGAUAUCAAAACAUCCCGGCCGGAGGAGACUACUCUUCCCACCACAUCCGAAGAGUCAGUUAACAUUUCUACCACGACUUCACUUGAGGACCUCACGCCUGAGAACCCACGAACGAACCUCAACAAACCCCCCCGUUGGCUGGAGACCUCGAGAAUCCCGUGA